AUGACAAAAAAUUUGACCGAAGCUAUGAACUCGGUACUUAAGGCUACCCGAAACCUUCCUAUUACAACAUUGGUCAAGUCAACGUUCUAUCUUCUAGGAUCGUUGUUUGGAAAACAAGGACCCGAUUGGACAAAAAUGUUGUCAUCCGGUCAAACUUUCACGGAAAACUGUAAUAAGGGAAUGACCGACGAAGCGAGUAAACCUAGCAGCCAUAAUGUCAUCCAAUUUGAUCGCGAGAGAUUCUGUUUUAUGGUUGCCAAAAGCAUUAAUCAACACGAUGGUCGACCAUUAGGUACUUUUAGCGUUGAUCUCAAGAGAGGGUGGUGCGAUUGUGGGAGGUUUCAAGCAUUUCAUUUACCUUGCUCUCAUGUAAUCGCAGCAUGUGUCAGUAUACGACAGAAGCACAACAUGCACAUACCGGAUGUUUUCAAGGUUCUGAGUGUAUUCAAAGUCUACAGCGAAAGCUUCCUUAGACUUCCACACCACUAA
Messenger RNA from Lathyrus sativus (Indian pea), 489 nucleotides. The record is from the annotation of a GenBank genome assembly. Lineage: Eukaryota; Viridiplantae; Streptophyta; Magnoliopsida; Fabales; Fabaceae.